AUGGCGUUUUUGCAUAACUAUCAACAAUUUUGAUCAUUACCUUCAGAUCCUGUACAUACUUCUCAAGAAAAAUUAGAAAACAUGUCAGAAGCAGAAGCCACGAAUGUCAGCAGCCUUACUCAAGACUUAACUUACUCAAAUUCUGCAUUCUAUAUGGAAACCAGCAGUACCACUUCAGAAUUCCCUCAGAAUGAAAUAAAGAAUAUAAAAGGGGGAAAUGAGCCUAAAUUCACACUUUCUGAAGAUAUUUAUAAUACACUAGAUAAUUUGCUAGGUGAUGUCAACUUUAAAAAGUAUUCCCAGAAUAUGCUAAUUCAGCCAGUUGACACCAAUGUUUCUUCCUUGAAACAGUUUGAACCCAUUUGUAAAUUUCAUUGGACUGAAGUCCUUAAUGAUGAAAUGGAAACAUUUCAAAGUUCCAUGGAAGGCUUAUCUUACACAGAGAAGGCAGAAUUGCAAAGUCAUGUGUGUAAUUAUGAAGAAGACAGCAAUACAAAGAAAGAUUUGUUUAAGGAAGAUAAUCCAGUGGGAAUUAGCAUUUCCACAAAAGAAGACCUAUUAGCCAAUAAAUAUGCCAGUGAACCUUCUAGAAGUCUGCCUUUAAUCCACUGCUGUGGAAAAAAACAGGCUGAAAGUACUGCCAAGCCACCUGCCCUCAAUCCUACUCAACCUCAAAGUUUCCUGUGUAGGAUGGCAGUUUCACCAAAUGAAAUGCAGAGUUCUGGGGAGAAUCCUCAGAUGUCAGUUAGUCACCAAAAGGAAGUCAAAAUUGGGGUUGUGGAAAGUCCAGGAAUUUUCUCAACAUGGUCCCUGUCAAACGUUUCCUGGAGUGGUGGAGGAUCCAGGGAGGACUGCAAGACCUCUGACACAGAGCGAAGCUUCGAAAGCUUACAACCUUUGGAAGAAGAUAUGGCUUUAAAUGAAGUCUUACGGAAAUUAAAACAUACCAACAAAAAACAGCAAAUGCGAAUCCAAGACCUACAGUGUAGUAACAUGUAUUUAGAGAAGAAGAUUAAAGAAUUACAGAUGAAGAUUACCAGGCAGCAAGUGUUGGUUGACAUCAUUAAUAAACUAAAGGAGAAUGUUGAAAAAUUAAUUGACGACAAAUACAAAAUAAUCCUAGAGAAGAAUGAUGCUGACAGAACGCUGAAGAACACUCAAGAGAUGUUAUCUAACACCCAAAAACAUCUUCAUGAGUCACGGAACGAAAAGAAAACUUUACAGAUGGAGAUUAAAAAGAUCAAGGUGAAUUAUGUUCAUCUUCAGGAAAGGUACAUGACAGAAAUUCAGCAAAAAAAUAAAUCUCUAACUCAGUGCAUUGAGAUGAACAGAACCUUAAGCAAGAAAGAAGAAGAGCUAGGGAGGCUUCAGCAAGUCAAAGGAGAAUUGGAGAAAGCCACCGCUUCUGCUCUGGACUUGCUGAAAAGGGAAAAGGAGACCAGAGGACAAGAGUUCAUGUCUUUACAAGAGGAAUUCCAGAAACAUGAAAAACAAACCUUACAAGAAAGACAGAAACUGAAAUCUAGUCUUGAGAAAUUGGUCGCUCAAGUUAAAUAUUUGCAAUAUAUCUCUGAAAGUGAAAAGUCUAAGAAUAUGAAACUUCAGCAACAGAUCAAUGAAGUAAAAAAUGAAAACGCAAAACUUCAUCAGCAGGUUACAACAAGUGAGGAGCAAAAUUUCCUACCUAAAUAUGAGAUAGCUGAGUUAAAGGAGCAACUAGAGGAUUCAGAACUUGCAAAGGAUACAAAGAGGAUACAUUCUAAUUUGUUUCUGAAUUGUGAAGAAGAGAGUCUGAGUCUUCCAGAUGACAAAAGAACGCUGGCCUCCAAAAUUCACAGUCUGCUAACUCUGAUGGUAGGACUUCUCACAUGCCAGGACUUCACCAAUCCUGAUGCUGAACAUUUCAAAGACAGUGAGAAAAUUAGUGAUGCAGUGCUGCAAAAAUUGAAGUGCUUCCUCCUUAAAAAGAAAAAUUUAGAUAAAGAGCUAUUGAAACAUAAAGCCAGAAUCACAACCAUUAGAGAAUUAAUUGCUAAUGAAAAAGCUUUUCAAGAUCAAGUUUUUGAGGCCACAGACAUUGAUGCAAAUGAAGUCAAGAAUAUUAAUGAUGUGCCUAUCCUCUUGGGAGCCAAACUAAAUAAGUAUCACAGUCUAAAUGAGGAGCUUGAUUUCUUGAUUGCAAAGUUGGGAAAUCUUCUAGAGUCAAAAGAAGACCACUGCAACAGACUCAUUGAAGAAAAUGACAAGUAUCAAAGACAUCUAGGCAGCUUAAUAAAUAAGGUUACAUCAUAUGAAGAAAUUAUUGAAUGUGCUGACCAAAGACUUGAGAUCUCCCACUCCCAGAUUGCGCAUUUAGAAGAGAGAAAUAAACAUUUGGAAGACUUAAUUAGGAGGCCCAGGGAGAGAACGAGGAAACCGAGACCAAGAAGAUUAGAAAAUCAUCCAAAGUCUAUGACCAUGCCCACCCCCUAUGUCCCGGUAACCAGCAACUAA
Chrysochloris asiatica (Cape golden mole) is the source of this 2493-nucleotide messenger RNA. It is a transcript of the gene CAGE1, whose product is annotated as cancer antigen 1. The transcript has 15 exons. Lineage: Eukaryota; Metazoa; Chordata; Mammalia; Afrosoricida; Chrysochloridae. The record is from RefSeq and is a predicted model, not a curated record.